AUGAAGACGUCGGCAUUGAAGACGAUAUUCAAAUUCAUCCUAGUUACAAUCAUCUAUUUUGCUCACAUUUAUUUCCGACGACUUCCGAUCACUCUGCUUCCGCUCAUAAGACAGGAAAUCACGUUGAAUAGCGAUAAUAUAGGUCUUCUUGUUUCUGCACACGCAUUUUGCUAUACAAUUGGCCGAUUUUUGUUUGGUGUGGCGUCCGAUAAAUAUUCGAAGGUGGCAUUAUUACUCAUCGGUUUAAUAACAUGUGCGACCUGUUCUGUGGGAUUAGGAUUUGCCACCGAAUUUUGGCAUCUUCUUGUUGCACUGCUAUUCCUUGGAAUUGUUCAAGGAGCUGGCUGGGUUCCUGCUACGCUAUUAGUUCAAACGUGGUAUUCUAAAGGCACCUAUGGAACAAUGUUUUCGAUUCUUGCUUGUGGUAGCACAUUUGCGGGAAUCCUGCAGCCAGUAUCGAAGCGAUUCAAUUGGCGUCAGGUCGAAAUUUACACUGGUGCCGGAAUGCUGCUUUUUUCGGUAGUGUGUUAUUUCGCACUUCGCGAAGAUAACAAAUCACCAAAAACCUUAGAAAACGAGCCUGACACUGCGAAGGCCAAUGCAAAAAGCCAAAGCGGGCUGCGGCUCAUCGUAGGGUCAAUUGUCAUUUGGCACAUUGCAUUCGUGUAUUUAUUUACUAUGGAGAUGAGAACAAUAUGUGAAACAUGGGUUCAGUUAUUUCUCACCGAUGUUCAAAUAUCGCCGGACGCAUUUCAGAUUACCUACGAAAUCGGAGGACUUGUUGGAACCAUGGCUUCUGGAAUAAUAAUUGAUUUGGCAACUAGUAAAUUUGAUGUUGAUGCGACGAGAAGGGUCAUUGCCGUUUCUUACACGUGUCUGAUGAUGAUAUGUGCAGCCGGGAUUUUCCAAUUUCCGGAACUCAGCUCGGUCUUCGGAUUUCUUUCUGGAAUGUUCGUUAAUGGAUCAAUCAACGUUUGGUGUAUGGUAGCGUCGCAGGCAGGACACAAGCACAUUCAGGGAACUGUUAGUGCCUUUAUUUCAUUUGUCGCCAGCUCUGGAUCGAUGCUUGCCGGAACUCCAUUAGCUUAUCUUAUCAGCUCUUUUGGCUAUGGAGUAUUUUUAUACAUUUUUAGUGUCCAAUUAAUAAUUGUCAUUGUUGUUUCUUUGUUCCGCGUGAGGCUACGAAUGCAAUCAGAGUUAACUCCAGUCGAGGAAAGCUCAAAAUCUGAAAGUGAUAACGACAUCGUCAUCACCGUGGUCGAUUCCAAACAAAAUUUGACCACAUUGAAAAAAGAGCACCGAUUUUCGAUGCGAUUUGUUUUAUACGCUUCAAAUAAAAUUCGUCCCAUUAAACAUUUUGUCGGUAUUAAUAAGAUUUAA
Messenger RNA from Caenorhabditis bovis, 1380 nucleotides. Lineage: Eukaryota; Metazoa; Nematoda; Chromadorea; Rhabditida; Rhabditidae. The record is from the annotation of a GenBank genome assembly.